Messenger RNA from Quercus lobata, 789 nucleotides. RefSeq lists its product as uncharacterized. The record is from RefSeq and is a predicted model, not a curated record. The transcript has a single exon. Gene Ontology annotation, molecular function: RNA-DNA hybrid ribonuclease activity; nucleic acid binding. Lineage: Eukaryota; Viridiplantae; Streptophyta; Magnoliopsida; Fagales; Fagaceae. The coding region runs from base 1 to 789 and encodes 262 amino acids.
AUGUUGCAGGAUGAUCAGUGUGAGGAGAGCAAUGCGGCUUCGGAAAAAUCAAACCAUCUGUUUUGGACUUGUAAGCGGGCUCGUGAGAUGUGGGAAAGCUCCAAGCUCGUAAUGCAAUUUACAGCUGAGCAGAAUUGUUCCUUUAAAGACCUGCUGUGGAGCUUAUGUAUGGAGGUGGAGAGUUCACCGGAGCUGGUAGCAAAGAUGGUGACGCGUGCCUGGGUGUUAUGGGGAAAUCGGAAUGAAAUGCACAAGGGAGGAAAGCGGAAAUCAGGUCUGGAACUGGUUCGUUGGGCAACACAAUAUUUAGAGGAGUAUUAUGCUACUACGAUCGUUGAGCCUGAUGUAAGACCUCCAAGCAUCCAACCAGUUAGGUGGCUACCUCCUCAAGGUCAGACGUACAAGGCCAAUGUGGACGGGGCAGUAUUCGCAAAGCUAAAGGCAGUGGGCAUAGGGGUGGUCAUACAGGAUAAGGAAGGGAGAGUUAAGGCUGCUUUGAGCAAGAAAAUAAUGUUGCCACUAGGACCUGUUGAAGCAGAAGCUAAGGCAGUUGAAGUGGGAGUGCAGUUUGCAAAGGAUGUGGGCAUUAGGGAUGUCAUGGUGGAAGGUGACUCCCUUAUUAUGCAGCAUGCUUUGAAUGAGUUGGCUCCGCCUCCACCAUUAGUGGAUGCUGUCAUUGUGGAUAUAGAAGCUUCUUGUGCAGAAUUCCAUCACAUAGCAUUUACACGUGUGUCGUCAAGGAAACAACCCAGCCCAUCUAUUAGCAAAAUAUGUCAAAGGCAUCGAUGA